Messenger RNA from Cuculus canorus (common cuckoo), 1074 nucleotides. Its product is annotated as seipin-like. Bases 106 to 1074 code for a protein of 322 amino acids. The record is from RefSeq and is a predicted model, not a curated record. Gene Ontology annotation, biological process: lipid droplet organization; lipid storage. The transcript has 11 exons. NCBI's taxonomy places the organism in Eukaryota, Metazoa, Chordata, Aves, Cuculiformes, Cuculidae. Gene Ontology annotation, cellular component: endoplasmic reticulum membrane.
GGGGGCGGGGCCUCAACCCGGAAGAGCCGGGGCGGGGGCGGGGCCGGGCGUGGCGGAGCCGGAGGAGAGCGGGACGGUCGCCCCCGUCGCCCCCCCCGCGCCCCAAUGGAUGCGCCGCCCCUGGCCCCGCCCCUGCCGCUGUUGCCAUGGUUACGGCGGGGGGCGGUGCUGGCGCGGCGCGCGGCGCUGGGGGCGGGGCUGGCGGCGGGCGCGGCGCUCCUCGCGCUCUGGGGCGCCGCUUUGCUCUACGCCGCCUUCCACUGCGCAUACGUACCCGCCAGCGCCCUCUGGCGGCCUCUGCGCAUGCGCUUCCGGACGGACUGUGACCCCCCCGGCCCCGAACUGUGCUCCUUCCCCACCGCCAAUGUGUCCCUAUUGGGGCCCAACCGGGAGAAGGUGCUCUUCCCGGGACAGCUUUACCGUUUGGUGCUGGAAUUGGAAGUGCCGGAAUCGCCCGUCAACCGCGCGUUGGGAAUGUUUAUGGUCUCGGUCACCGUCUACGGCGCCGACGGACGCCCUUUGGCCUCGGCCGCUCGCUCGGCUAUGCUCCAUUACCGCUCCCGCCUCCUCCGCACUCUCGACACCGUCGCCUUCGCCGCGCUCUUCCUCUCCGGAUUCGCCGAACAGAAGCAAACGUUGGAGAUCGAAUUGAGCGCCGCGUUCCGCGAGGAUCCGUUCUCGCCGGCCGUCGCCGCCGUGGUUCGCAUCGAGAGUCGCCGCCUGCAGCUCUACGGCGCUCGACUGCGCCUCCACGCGCACUUCUCGGGGCUCAGGUAUUUGCUGUUCCAUUUUCCGCUGACGUCGGCGGUUUUGGGCAUCGCGGGGAAUUUUGCGUUUCUGCUGCUGCUCUGUGGGGCGGCGGCGCUGCAGUGGGGGAGGGGCAGAGCCCGCCCCGCCCCCCGCCCCCCGCAGGAGAGACGCAGCGAAGGGCCGGGACCGCCCCGGAGGGAGGGGCACACCGCCAUCGUCCCCGAGUCCAUCGGCCCCAUGGAAACCCCCCAAGCUGCCGCCCCCCCCAACAGAGAAGAGGAAGAGGAAGCGGAAGCGGAAGUGCCUUUUCACCCCCCACCCUGA